This is a messenger RNA of Hemiscyllium ocellatum (epaulette shark), 984 nucleotides long. RefSeq names its product growth arrest and DNA-damage-inducible, gamma interacting protein 1 (gene gadd45gip1). The transcript is spliced from 2 exons. Gene Ontology annotation, cellular component: nucleus. NCBI's taxonomy places the organism in Eukaryota, Metazoa, Chordata, Chondrichthyes, Orectolobiformes, Hemiscylliidae. The coding region runs from base 54 to 695 and encodes 213 amino acids. The record is from RefSeq and is a predicted model, not a curated record.
UUUCAACAGGCAUUUGGGAAGGCGCCCUCCAAGGGCAAAGACCAAGAUCCAAGAUGGCGGCGCCCAUCUUGCGCGGCCUUUCGCUUGGUGCGGCUGUCGCUGCCCUGCGGCCUCCGGGGCCUCUUGUCACCGCCCGAGCAUCUUACAACACCCGACGCUUGGGCCUGGACCUGAACGGCUUCUACUUGCCGCACUCCGAGAGCCCUGAGUGGCAGCGGGGGGCCCGGGCCCAACGCAAACGCUACGGCCGCUGGGGUAGCGCGUCCGGCGUGCCGGCCACUUCCCUGUGGCCUGAGGCCGCGGAGCUGGCCCAGCACCAGGCCGAGUGGGAGCCCAGCCUACAACAGAUGUUAAGCGAUCUCCGCGCUAAGGAGCUGGAGCGGGAGAAGAAGGAAAAGGAAAGGCAGAAGCUGAUUGCGACCAACAUGGCCAAGAUGCCCAAGAUGGUUGAAGACUGGCGGAGAGAGAAACGCGAGCUGAAGAUCAAGCAGAGGGAGGAGAAAGCCAGACGGGAACGUCUGCUUUCAGAAGCUAGGGAACGCUUUGGCUACAGCAUCGACCCACGAAGUCCCAAGUUUCAGGAGAUGGUGAAAGAGUUGGAGAAGGAGGAGAAGAAGAAACGUAAACUGAUGAAAAGAAGAAAGAAAGAAGAGACUUCUGGGAGUGAGGUAGCAGCAGCAGCAGGCACCUCGUAAACUGCUUGUAUUUACAUUGGCAGGAAUUGGGAGACUGCUAAAACUCUUUCAUUAAACUGAUUGGACAGACUUAAUGAAACGUGGCGACUUUAACAUGUUGCAAGUGUUCCAUUCUGAGUGACCACAAAUCAUUUUUAAAAUUUCAUUAUUUGUCCUUGAUAAUUAACAAGGUCACAUUUAUUGCCAGCAGUUCCAUGACAUUUGGAGGCUGGUGUCUUUACGUCUUCACUUCACUUGUAUGAGUGACUGUCAAGUGAUGUCAGAAACUAUUAAAGAAUUAACCAUCUAA